This is a messenger RNA of Monodelphis domestica (gray short-tailed opossum), 2406 nucleotides long. Lineage: Eukaryota; Metazoa; Chordata; Mammalia; Didelphimorphia; Didelphidae. The record is from RefSeq and is a predicted model, not a curated record.
GGAUCCGGCAGAAAUGGUGAGCUGAGGGGUUAGGAGGGUGACAUUCCAGGAAGGGUUGUUCUGCAAUCAUGGUGUCAGAAAGAGAAGGGUACGUGAAAGAAGUGGCACUUGAACUGGGCUUUAAAUAUCUAGUGCUGCUGCCUCGUUUUACAGAGGAGGAACUGAGGCCCAGAGACGGAUAGUGAUUUGCAGCAAGUUCACCCAAGCUACUAGAACUACUCCUUCUAGGCCUCCUAUUUAGCCCCCUGCUUCCAAGGGAGGCAGCUUCUCUGGCCCUGGGGUAUCCCUUUCGAUUCACCACCUCUCUGCGUCUUUCUAAUGGGACAUUAGUAUGGUCGGGGCAAAAAGGGCCAGUAUCUCCGAGAUGGCCACAGGAACAGACCAGGUGGUUGGCUUUAGUCUGGUGGUUUUCAGCCUCGUGAUCUUUACCUACUACACAGUUUGGGUUAUCAUUCUGCCCUUCAUUGACAGUGAUCACAUCAUCCACAAAUACUUCCUGCCCAGAGAGUAUGCCAUCAUCAUCCCCUUAGCAGCUGGUCUAUUCUUGUUGUUGUUUGUGGGACUGUUCAUCACUUAUGUAAUGCUGAAGAAUCGGAAGCCAGCCAAGAAGGCAAACUGAAGGAGGAGGCUUAGUCAGCUCUGGGGAGGAAGCUGGAGGUCAGAUCUUGGACUCUGUGUGUUACAUCCUGCUCUGCCCCCAUCAUCCUCACCACCUCCUCUCAGGCCAGAGGAAGGUGAAGUACAGGUGCACUCUCCAUCUCAGGAAACAGCUGAUGAGCCUCAGCAUCCCAAAUGCCCUGUGAAAGAGUUACAUUUUGGUCCUUUGGAGUUGAAUUCCCUAUGUGACUGACCUCCCUGAUCUUGGGAUCCAGCCCAUGUGGGAGGUGCAAGAGGAGGGCAUUCCAGCUUUUCUACCUCAGCCCCUAUCCCAGUUUUAUGGGUGAAAGUGAUACCAACCUCCAUCCCUCUCUCUUAUUCCUCCCAGGCUCUGCAAAUGAGCUUUUCAUUCACAUUCCUAUAGGUCUCUUUCCUUCUUUACCUCCUGCUCAGUGCAAAGGCAACUUUCCAGAGGCUGACACAACCAUGGGCUCACCCAGGUUAAGGUGUCCUGGCCCUAAAUUCCUGACCCUAAAUUCACUUCCCUGGGAACAAGACCAGACUCCUCCCAGGUGAAGGGGUCUAAGAGAGGGAAAUGCUCAAUUCCGGCUUUGUGGACCAAACUGCUGGCACUGUGAUGUGUAUAGACCUGAUUGAUAAUGUCUCUCCAAUGUAUUGUGCCCAUCUGACCUCCAUGUGUCCCCUAAACCCUACCACAGCUCCUGUGCUACUAAGCUUCCAGCUUCAUCUGUGGGAUUCAAUAAAUAUUUGAUACAUGUCCAUCAAGGUCAUCCCUCCACAUCCCCCCAUACCCCUGGUCAGUGUUCUCAGUAGAAGUAAAGUUUGAACCCUGCUGGGCUUUGUAGCUCAGAGCAGGGUAAAGAGUGGUCAGGAGGUAGAGAUUCUUCUCAUCUUAGAAUCUCCUCUCCACCCCAGGCUGUAUCUAUAGCCCUAGAAGUGUUGGGAGUGGAACCCAACUGUCCAAAGAGCUGUCUGACAUCUUCAGAGAUGACCUGGGGUUUUUCACUGAUCCUGAGGAGAGAAGCAUCAAUGGGCUUGGCUCUUUCGAGUGGGCCCCAGCCUUUGGUGGGUUUUUUAAUUAAAAAUUUUUCAGUUAAGUAAAACGAGGCAUCUUUCCCUCCUGCCUUCUUCCCAAGUUGGAAAAAAAACUCAAAAGAAUAGAAAAAAAACAUCCUGGUAAUAUGUUUAUUCAAGCAAAACAAUUCUUGAAUUGGUCAUGUAAAAAAAAUAACAUAUAUGUCUCACUCUGUACUCUUCUAUCAGGAGGUGGGGGGCAUGUUUCAUCAGGCCCCUUCUGGAAUCAAUGCUAUCAUUCAAUAAGGUUUUAUUUAUGAGGAAGAUUAAUAUUGAAUUGCAUUAUUUAUUUGUAAUAUUUCUGUGUGAAAUCAUUAGCCCCCUUAGCCUUCAAGGUCAGACUGAAACAGUCUGUUUCCAAGCUAAGGUUGGGGACCUCUUCCAUACCUCAAGCAAUCAAACUGGGCUGAGAACUUUUGUCUUUUAAUGAGACCUUGAAAGGAUUAAAGGCAGGACUGGUCAGUCAUGGUUAACCCUGAUCCAUUUGAAAGUAUGCUAGCAAAGACCCAUCUCCCUAGUGGUGAAGCAGUGACGGAGGAAUUGAUUCUUAAGUUCACCUCCUCAUUAACUAUUUGCCAGUCAGAGAUGGUUUGAGCAGUCCAGGGGAGGUCAGGGCACAAAGGAACUUCCUGGUUUUUUAUUUUUGAGAUCAUAGUCACCAAUGCAUUGUUUAAAUGUUAGACUCACCAAUAAAUUGAUAUUCUUACUCUAAAA